AUGACUGUCACAGAGCGCAAGUGGUGGAAAGAUGGCGUCGUCUACCAGAUCUACCCCGCCUCGUUCAAGGACUCCAACGGCGAUGGCAUUGGCGACUUGAACGGUAUCCUCUCUGAGCUGGACUACAUCCGCUCCAUUGGCGUGGACACCAUCUGGAUAUGUCCCAUGUACGACUCUCCGCAGGUGGACAUGGGCUAUGACAUCCGCGACUACGAGAAAGUGUACCCUCCCUACGGCACAAACGAAGACAUGGAGAGGCUCAUCGCCGAGACGCACGCUCGCGGCAUGCGCAUCGUCCUCGACCUGGUUGUAAACCACACUUCUGAUCAGAUAAGUACAAGCACGCCUGGUUCCAGGAAUCCCCGCUCCUCAAAAGACAACCCCAAGCGCGACUGGUACAUCUGGCGGCCUGCCCGCUACGUGGACGGCAAACGCUGCCCGCCCAACAACUGGCUGGGUAACUUCGGCGGCUCCGUCUGGAUGUGGGACGAUCACACGCAGGAGUACUACCUGCACCUCUUCUGCCCCGAGCAGCCGGAUCUCAACUGGGAGAACCCCGUCACGCGGCAGGCGAUCUACAAGUCUGCGAUGGAGUUCUGGCUCGAGCGCGGCGUCGACGGGUUCAGAGUUGAUACCGUGAAUAUGUACAGCAAGGGCGAGAUGGGGGAGAUGAACGAGGUGCUGCAGCGGUACGACGCCAUGACUGUGGGAGAGUGUCCUAACACGCCGGACAUGGCGCGCGUGGUCAAAUACGUGUCUGCCAAAGAACGCCAGCUUAACAUGGUGUUCCAGUUUCAGGACGUAGUCGACAUCGGCCAAGGCCCCUACAAAUUCCAAACCACACCUAAGAACUACACCCUCCCGCAAUUCAAGCGCGCCAUCGCAACAACACAGUCCCUCCUCCGCCUCUCCCCAGACGCCUGGACAACCGUCUUCCUCGAAAACCACGAUCAGGCCCGCUCCAUCACGCGCUUUACUUCUGACGCGCCAGAGCACCGCGUCGCAGGCGGGAAGCUGCUCUCCCUGAUGAUGUGCGCGCUGUCCGGCACGCUGUUCAUCUACCAGGGGCAGGAACUCGGCAUGACGAACUUCCCGCUGAGCUGGGACAUGUCUGAAUACAAGGACGUCGACUCGAGUAAUUACUAUAAGAUGGUUGCGCAGCGCAGCGGCAACGAUCCGCAGAAACUUGCUGAGGCGAAGGCUAGUCUGCAGCAUCUUGCGCGGGACCACGCGCGCGUGCCGAUGUCGUGGAGUACCGCUCCGUCCAACGGGUUUUCCCCCGCGGAUAGUAAGGCUGAGCCGUGGAUGCGGCCGCUCGAGGACGCACAAGUGUGUAAUGCGGAGCAGCAGCGGGGGGAUAAGGCGUCUGUGUUGGCGUUUUGGAAGAGGAUGCUUGCGCUGAGGAGACAGUUCAACGACCUUCUUGUUCAUGGGGAGUUUGACGAUCUGGAUGAGUCUAAUCCUGACUUGUUUAUCUUCAGCAAGACGUGGCAGGGGAGGAAGGCGCUUGCGGUGUGUAAUUUCACGGAUAAGGUGCAGAGUCUCGACUUGCCUGAGGGGGUAAGGAAUGGGAAGAGGGAAUUGUUGGUCUCGAGUGCGGACCGGGGGACGAGGGGAGAUGGGGGCUUGGGAGGGGCGCGUGUAUCUGCUCUCGUAAAGGUCGUAGGUGGACUGUCCGGGUUGAGGGAUGGUUAG
Molecule: messenger RNA, 1695 nt
Organism: Didymosphaeria variabile
Lineage: Eukaryota; Fungi; Ascomycota; Dothideomycetes; Pleosporales; Didymosphaeriaceae
Exons: 4
Coding region: 1-1695 (564 amino acids)
Biological process (GO): oligosaccharide catabolic process
Molecular function (GO): alpha-amylase activity
Source: RefSeq, a predicted model, not a curated record